UGCCAACUUUUUGGCGGGAAGCAAUGGAGCGCUGCCUGGAGGAGAUCUCGUCCGCGGUGCUGGACGCGGGCGAGCCGCUGUCGUACCGGACGCUCGGCAUCCGCUCGCGCGUGGCUGCGGCCGCCAGCGCCGAGGCGCUCGCGCAGUUCUCGUCCGAGAACGACGCCGUCCAGGCCCUGCGCGUGCUGGUGAAGCGCGCCGCCGUCGCCGAUGACGCGGACAAGAGCGACACAGCCGCCGCCAAGCGCGACCCGAGGGCGCGCGUGCUGUCGCUGACCGUGGAGACCCAGAAGCAGACGGACGACCUGCUGUGCCAGCAGAUCUACGCUUUGUACGGCAAGUCCAACGCCGCCGCGGAGGACGAGGCGGCGGCCAUGGCCACAGCCUGCUGGGCGCAGGAGCGCCAGGCGCGCAACGACGCGCUGAGCGGCGUGGACAAGCACGCGCCACUGACGGCCGCGGCCAAGGCGCUGUACGCGAGCGGCAUCAAGUGCGCGGAGGCCACGGCGCGCCAGGACUUCGGGGAGGAGCAGGGCGAGGAGACAAUCUCGGCCUUCGACGCCAUCAACGCGUCGGCCAAGAAGAAGCCCGUGGCUUCCGGCAGCUCCUCAUUCUUCAAGAGCAGUGGCAAGACCGCAGGCUUCUCCAAGAGCAGCGGGGCUAGCAGAAAUGGAGCCAGCAAGACAACGGCCAGCAAGCCGGCGGAGGCCAAGAAGCUGGACAUGAGCAACGUGCUCACAGUCGACAGCGACGACGAGGAUGACGACGAGACCGACGCGCCGGUGUUCGUCAAGAAGACGAUGAGUAGUAAGAGGGUGAUCAGUGAUGACGAAGAUGAAGGGGACGAGGCGCCGGCGCCCAAGGCAACGAGCACGCCGGCUCCUAAGAGUCGCAAUGUCAAGCGCAAGCUGAAUGCCUCUCCAGCUGCGACCAAGAAGGCAAAGCAGGCCGAAGAAGUUGAGAAGCGUGUGGAAUCCGAGGUAGAGGAGGACGAGGAGGAGGAGGACGAGGAGGAGGAGCCGGCUAUCGCGACCAAAAGGCGGGUACUUGUCUCCAAGACGCGCAUCAACGAGCAGGGCUACAUGGUCACGGAGAAAGCGUACGAGGAGGUGGAGUUGACGCCCGAGGAGGUUGAAAAGGAGCAGAAGGCUGCCAAGAAGAAAUUGGAGGAGAAAAAGAAGAAAGCGGCUGCCGAGAAGGCCGCCAAGGCCAAGAAGGAGGCCAAGAAGCACAGCGGCCCACCCAAGCAGCGCGACUUGCGCUCCUUCUUCUCGGUCAAAUGA
Phytophthora sojae is the source of this 1283-nucleotide messenger RNA. RefSeq lists its product as hypothetical. The record is from RefSeq and is a predicted model, not a curated record. The transcript has a single exon. Gene Ontology annotation, cellular component: nucleus; delta DNA polymerase complex. Lineage: Eukaryota; Oomycota; Peronosporomycetes; Peronosporales; Peronosporaceae. Bases 24 to 1283 code for a protein of 419 amino acids. Gene Ontology annotation, biological process: nucleotide-excision repair, DNA gap filling; DNA replication; DNA strand elongation involved in DNA replication. Gene Ontology annotation, molecular function: DNA-directed DNA polymerase activity.